Ziziphus jujuba (common jujube) is the source of this 3504-nucleotide messenger RNA. RefSeq names its product zinc finger CCCH domain-containing protein 41. The coding region runs from base 474 to 3281 and encodes 935 amino acids. The transcript has 5 exons. Gene Ontology annotation, cellular component: nucleus. Gene Ontology annotation, molecular function: metal ion binding; RNA binding. The record is from RefSeq and is a predicted model, not a curated record. NCBI's taxonomy places the organism in Eukaryota, Viridiplantae, Streptophyta, Magnoliopsida, Rosales, Rhamnaceae.
GUACGCCAUCGUCUCUUUCUCUCUCUCUCUCUUCCAAAAUCCUGUUAGCUCCGCACAGCUUCAAACCCCCCUUCAAAACAAAAAGUUUACAGUCGCAAAACCCCCCCUUCCCUCUCUUUCUAUUGCAUAUUGCUGCUCCAUCCAAAUCUCUUGUGCACAACAAGCUCUGUGUGAAAUCCCCCUCGAUUAUCACUUUAUUACGAUCCUGCCCCUUCCGUUUCGCAGCAAUUUUUCUUUCCUGAAUGCCCCUUUCGUGGUCUUCUCGUCGCCUUGUUCCGUGCUGUGCAACGAAGUUGAUUUCAAUCUUUAAUUUUAUGGAGCUUUAGGCGGCAUUGGUUGCUAAAUUUGUCUACAAAAGACCUUGUGCCAUUUUGGUGAUUUUUAUUGGCAAUCAAGUGGUUUGGUUGCUUCAAGUGAGAGUUGUGAAGAUUUGGAUGCCAUAAAACUACAUUUUAUUGAUUUGACGGGAUCCAAUGGAGUUAAAACUUUCAUCUCCAAAAUUAGGGGGACUUUCUCCUGAAUGUGCUAGUGAUCCUGAGGAGAAGGAAGUUAGUGAUGAUGAUGAUGAUGAUAGGAAUCAUAAGCAUCGUAGACGGGAGACUCGUUCUCAGUCUUUGGAGAGAGACAAUCUUGAUCAAGUUUUGACAAGGCCUUAUAGAAAGCGGAACAAACCUUUUCCAAAUGGGCAUUCUUUCAGAGAGAAUGAAUCCCAAACGAGUACGACGUGGAAAAAUUACAACUCCACUAAUUUGGAGAAAGACUUGUCUGCAAAAUUUGAUAAAAGGCGCACUGGCAUAGGACUGUUACCUCGGGCCCCUUUUGAUGUAAGUCAAAGAAUCCGGGCAAAUCAAGCAUUUACUGGAGACCCUGGUCCUGGUAGGGGUAGAGGAAGGGACUCUGGAUUGUGGAACCAACGUGAUGCUAGGUUCAGCGCUGAUAUUGCUUCUCAAAUGGUUCAGCAGGGCUCUAUUCCUGGUAGCCUGUUUUCUGGAAGAGGGUUGACAAAUGUUUCUAAUGCUCAGGGUGCAUCCUGGAAUGCGUUUGGAUUAAUUCCUGGAAUACCAAAUGGUGGCCUGGAUGCACUUCAUUCCAUUGGUUUGCAGGGUACACUCAGGCCGGCAAUUCAUUCUUCAUUGAACAUGGGUAUACCUCGCCAACGGUGUAGAGAUUUUGAGGAGCGUGGAUUUUGUCUAAGAGGGGACAUGUGUCCAAUGGAGCAUGGUGUCAAUCGGAUUGUUAUUGAAGAUGUUCAGAGUCUUUCACAGUUUAACCUUCCUGUUUCGCUUCCAAGUGCACAUAUACUCGGAACAACUGCUGGACCUGGAUCUCUAGCAUCAGCAAGUGCAUCUUCAACGACAUCAAUGAAUAGUAAAGGAUUACAGAACAAAAUGAGUAAGCCUGGAAUUGCUGACGAUGGCAUGGGUUUGAAUGGUCUGUAUCCGGGUUCGGGUUGCACAGGUGGGGCUGAUUUGUAUGAUCCUGACCAGCCCCUUUGGAAUAACAAUUGUCCUGAAACAUCAAAUUCACUUCUUGCCAUACAUUCACCCAAGAUUGAUGAAACCGAACCAUUAAAUGGCGACCCUUCAGAUAAUGAAUGCACAGUCAGAAGCACUGGAAAUGCUGCUGGUUUACAGAAUACAUCUGUUUGGGGUAGAAUUGGCGGUUCAAAAAGUAGAUUAGAGGUAAAAGAGAAAAUUGAUCCUGGAAUAAGUUCCUUAGAUUAUCUUGAGAAUGAAACUAAAGAGGAUAAGGAGGCAUUAGCUGUGAUUCAACCUACAUCCCGCCAAGGAAAACGAGUAAUUGCAGAGGAUGCUGGUCCAAAACGUAUGGAAUCAUCUUCCAAGCCACAGUUUGACACUAUGCGUAACACUCGGAAACAAUCGCAAAAAGCAUUGCGCACUCUAUUUGUAAAUGGAAUUCCUCUGAAAAGUAAUAAAAGGGAGGCACUUCUUUCUCAUUUUCAAAAGUUUGGAGAGAUUAUUGACAUCUACAUUCCUAUGAAUAGUGAACGGGCCUUUGUCCAGUUUUCAAAGAGGGAAGAGGCUGAGGCUGCAUUAAAGGCUCCUGAUGCUGUAAUGGGUAAUCGUUUUAUCAAGCUAUGGUGGGCCAAUCGUGAUAGCAUUCCCGAUGAUGGCAUAAGCAGCAGCAGCAGUGCAUGUGUAACUCCCCAUGGUGUGACAGCUGUUUCAGUUCCACCCAAUCCAUCUGUUGCUAGUAGUAGCAAAGAUAAUCAUCAAGCUGCUGCACCAAAAAGUAGUGUUGCCCAUACUCAAGAUCCUUCUCUAUCUGCCUCUGAUAAUGCUAGGCCUGUCAUCUCGAAUGGUCCCAAGGUUCAACCUCCUUCACAGAAGAAGCUAGAAACUUUGGAACAGUUGAAAGAACAACUCCGCAAGAAGCAGGAAAUGCUGGAUCAGAAGCGGAAUGAUUUCCGGCGAAAGUUAGACAAACUUGAGAAACAAGCUUCAGGACUCAAGGGUGAGUCAGACACAGAGCAAGUUGCUAAGAGACCAAAACGGGGAAUAGCGGCUGAUGUUGCUAAAGCUGCUACUCCAAGGCCUUCUGAUCCUGUCCCUACUGUGGUAUCACCACAUGCGGAGACAUCAUUGGACAAGAACUUAUCAGGGGAAAACAUUGUCUCCCAUAGUCCCAAAACCAAUACAAAUGUGCUAGUGCAGGAACCUGUGAGCUCAAAGCAGCAAGCAGUUCGUCCAUUAACACCAGUGGGGGCUCCUUUCCUGAUGAAUAGAUACAAAUUGGACAACCGCCCGACUGCCUUUAGAAUUUGUCCGCCUUUACCGGCUGGAUUGGCUAAUGUUGCUGUGUUGAAGGAACACUUCUUACCAUACGAUGAUCUUUCCAAUGUGGAGCUAGAAGACGUCGAGACCCAUGAUAAUAGUAGUGAAUCUGAGACAUCAAAAGAUUGCUCAGCAUGUAUAACUUUCACAACACGCCGUUCUGCUGAGAGAGCAUUUAUUAAUGGAAAAUGCUGGGAAGGCCAUAAUUUGAAAUUUACAUGGUUGCCAUCAAGUAUUUCUAGCAAUGACCGUGGUGGCAAAGAAAAUUCUCCUUCCACUCCCAAGGGGUUGUUGGAUGCUGACAUUCAUCCUGGAGAAAAACCAACAUCCAUUGUUUCCCAGGAAGCUGCUUCAUCGGGAACUGUAGAAGCUGAUUAUCUAGAAACAGAGAGUGGUGUUGAGCACUUGGAACUAGGUGAAAAUUCCCAGCCUACUCCAAGCCCAACAUCUGACAAGAAAGAGUCACCCAAAGGUGAGAUGCUUUGAGGAGGGGCUAAUUGUCGGACUUGUACAGUCAGGUAAAUUGUUAAAUCUUAGAAACACUCUUAUUUUGAGGAAUUUCUGCUUUAAGCUAUUGUUGAAAUUUAAUUUUCAAUUUUCUUCGUUAUUGUAAGCAUGGGACAUGUAGAAAAGGGAAAAAUUUCCUGAUUUUUGACUACCACUUGAAAGGAUAUUGGUUGGUAUAGUUGAGUGGUGACUUUAUAUUGUC